GACUCCAGAGACUCAGCUCAGCUAAUUAGCAAUCAUCAAUGUGAUUAGUGUGAUGGUGCUAAAGGCGGUGUCUGCAGGGGUGUCAGUCAACAUGUAAAGAUGUAGUGAAAGUAGAGAUGAAGAACUAAAAAUCUCACUCUGGCGCUAGAAUCAAAUAGCAUUGUGGGUAAUGUGGGAAAAGUGAAUACACACACACACACUUGUUUAAAUACAGGAAGUCGCCGACUUACGACCACGAUGGUCGUAACUCGAUUUGGUCGCAAGUAGAGUAGGCUAAAUGUACAGUACUGUAAAAUGAUGCCGGAAGCUGGUACGCACGGUCGUACGCCGCGGCUAGCGAUUGUGGUCGCGAUUAAAGUCGCAUAGGUCGUAAGUCGACGACUACCUGUAUCGUUAGAAAAUAAGUCCAUAAUAAAUAGAGCAAAUGCUAAUUAGAAAUGUUUAAAAUAUUAAGGGUGGAGUUUGCCUUGAAUCGUAUUUCAAUUAAACAAAUAUGUGCUAAUGUCAGAAAUGUUUCUAAAAAGGUUUAAGUGAAAGAAUACCCAAAAGUCUUAAACAUAUGCAUAACAGAAGAAUCCUAACGAGAGUUUAUAACGUGAAGAACUGCUUUCGUGCCUUGAUUGUGUGGAAGUUUUGAUGACCUCCACGUGGCCUUAGCUGAGUGAACCAGCGUCUAACUUUAGAGACACAACAAUCCUAACAGUGGACGGAAACAGAGCAGAACGUAAAGUCCCUUGGGCCAGCUAGAACUCUGUAAUCGCGAUCAGACAAGCCGCAGACACCAAGCAGAGGAAAGAGCGACAUGGGAACGCAGAAGAACUUGUGCUCUUACACGAGGAUGCCAGAUUGAGCAAUUAUGGUGACUCUCCAGCCUGCUCUCCACACAAUGUUCGACAAUUCACAAUACCCUUACAACUGCUUUAAUUAUGAUGGAGAUUAUCCGUCCUGUGGAACUGAGGAGGAGAAGAAAGUGUGCAGACCUGCUUACAGUUAUAUUGCGCUGAUAGCCAUGGCCAUUCAGCAGAGCCCGGAGAACAAAGUCACCCUAUCGGGCAUCUAUGAGUUCAUAAUGAAAAGAUUCCCUUAUUACAGAUCCAACCAGAGAGCCUGGCAAAACUCCAUCCGCCAUAAUCUCUCCCUCAACAGCUGCUUUAUAAAGGUACCCCGCACCGAGGGCAAUGAGAAGGGGAAGGGAAAUUACUGGACUUUUGCCACAGGCUGUGAGUCCAUGCUAGACCUCUUUGAAAACGGCAACUUUCGUCGGCGCCGUCGUCGGCGACGCAACUUAAGCUUGGGCUUCAGGGAGCCGUCUGAACCCUUCAGCCCCAUGGACCCUCAGCAGAACACCACGGCAAGGUCGCUUCAUCCUGACUCUUUUUAUCCAGAGAGUUCAAACCACAGAGUGGACCAGCGCAACCCUCCUCUCAGCAAACCCGAGCCGGAGAUUAAAUUCAGCAUUGACUACAUUCUGUCCACACCAGACCCCUCACCAGGGUUUAGACCUCCACACAGUGGCUCUGCAGGAGCUAUGAUACAGCACCUGGAACCUCAGCAGCUCAACCUGCACUUCUGGACCCUGUAAACUACAUAUUCUGGAAAAGACUGAAAAAAAAAUCAUGAAAGCACACUCAGAAACGUGGUGAAAAACAAUAAUAUGAUGAUUGUUGUGUCGAGUUCAUCAGAAUUUUGAGAUCAAAUCUUUAAACACCAUGUAGGUACAAAUACCAAAGCCUGGACUAGUACUCAAGGUGCAAUGGAUUAAUGAUAAAAAAAAAAAAAAGAAAUCUGUAAGUUAACAAAUGCACAGAACAUUUCUUUAUUUGGCUUGUUAGCGGAAUUCUUUCUCCUCUCUAUACAAACAUUCGUGAUGAUUGGGAGUAAACUUGUAGGAUUUGUUUCCAACUGAAGAACACAAAGG
Molecule: messenger RNA, 1918 nt
Organism: Silurus meridionalis
Lineage: Eukaryota; Metazoa; Chordata; Actinopteri; Siluriformes; Siluridae
Gene: foxl3
Product: forkhead box L3
Exons: 4
Coding region: 857-1582 (241 amino acids)
Biological process (GO): anatomical structure morphogenesis; regulation of transcription by RNA polymerase II; cell differentiation
Molecular function (GO): RNA polymerase II cis-regulatory region sequence-specific DNA binding; DNA-binding transcription factor activity, RNA polymerase II-specific
Source: RefSeq, a predicted model, not a curated record